CACGUUCACCUUGACGGACUCUCGGCCCGCUCUAUAAAAGAGACGUACACCUCCUCGAUAGCACAGUCACAAUCACAGCCACAGUGAAAUCGUAAUCCAAGAUGUUCCGCACAAUUGCCGUUGUCCUCGUCGUGGCCCUGCCACUGAUUCAAGCCUCCUCUAUCGAUAUUUCUCAGAGAAGCAAAUACCACUUGGAAUUCACCAGCAAAGAUGCCGUGCAACAGUCUAAAUUGAAUCCUUUACUUGGAGAACGCGCAAUUGGAUUCAUCGGUGAUCUCACUAUCGGUUCGCACCAGGCAGACGAACAAAUUUUUUACAGGGAAAUCGAAUUGAACAAUCCCAGUUCUGUAGUAGAUUCCUUGGAGUUGAAAUUGUCUGUUAAGAACGGAAUCCUCCACUAUAUCAGUGUUGUAAAUUAUUCUGGCAGCCAAGCAGUUGUCUGCGACAGAUCAAAUAUUUUAGGGGGAAGCGAAGGUUUCAUUAACAUUCGUCUUCAAAGAAAUAGCAAAGCUUACCUAUCUUUGGUCAUUGCUGCACAUUAAUCGAAUUUUAACGAUUUUAAAUUAAUAAUUGUACCAGUUUUAAAAAAAUUUCUAUAUGAUU
Apis dorsata (giant honeybee) is the source of this 603-nucleotide messenger RNA. RefSeq lists its product as uncharacterized. The coding region runs from base 102 to 542 and encodes 146 amino acids. The record is from RefSeq and is a predicted model, not a curated record. The transcript has 3 exons. Lineage: Eukaryota; Metazoa; Arthropoda; Insecta; Hymenoptera; Apidae.